UUUUAACGGGGCAGUAACAAUUUGGAAGUGGAACCCAUUCAGUUUGGUUUAUUCGCGGUGAUCAUUCAAUUAUGGGUCCGAUCGAAAUUGUUUUCAUUGUAACCGCCCUUUUCGGAUUUUUGAUUUAUGUAUUUUUGGUGUUUAACUUUAAUUAUUGGAAGAAACGUGGUGUCGGUGGGCCGAAACCCAGGCCACUCUUCGGGAACUUCCCUAGCAUUCUUUCCCAAUCGCGUCAUUUAAUUUACGAUGUGGACGAUAUCUACCGUAAAUACAAGUCGAAGGAACGAUUUGUUGGUAUAUUUGCUCUACGAUCUCCCCAGCUUUUAGUGGUUGAUCCGAAGCUGGUCCAAGAAAUUCUAGUCUCCAACUUCAAAAGCUUCCACGAUAAUGAGCUUGGAAGAAUGAUUCAUGAAGAUCUGGAUCCAAUUUUAGCGCGAAAUCCAUUUUUCCUGACUGGGCCAGAAUGGAAGGAUAAGCGAGCAGAAGUUACACCAGCUUUAACCACAAUGCGAAUUAAAGCCUGUUAUCCUGUGAUGCAAGAAGUUUGUGCUAAGAUGACGAAGUAUUUAGAGCUAGAAACGCUGACACCGAUUGAGGGCGGCUUAAAUGCGAAAGAGUUGGCAACGAGAUUUACUACUGAAGUUGUGGCCAAUUGUGUGUACGGUGUCGAAGCCGGAGCAUUUGACAGAGGUGAAUGCAAGAUUCGGGAAAUGGGAAUGAAGCUAAUGAGCCAAUCAUUUAUCGUGCAACUCUACUUCCUAUUCUUGGCAUUGAUUCCUAAAAUGACGAACAUCUGCAGAAUGCGAAUGAUAUCAACUGAAAUUGAGAAGUUUUUCACCGAUUUAAUGGAGGCGGCAAUUCGAUUGAGAAAGGAGACCAAGAGCGACCGGGUUGAUUUUCUUAACUAUCUACUGCAACUGCAGGAAAAGAAGAAUCUAUCGACUCUCGAAAUGGCUGCACAUACAAUGACAUUCUUUUUGGAUGGAUUCGAGACUUCAAGCAUUCUAAUAUCGAAUUGCUUACAGCUGUUAGCGGAGCAUCGUGACAUCCAACAAAAACUUCGGGACGAGAUAACUGCUGCUGUUGCUUCUGAGGGAGGUCUGUCAUAUGAAAAACUUUUCGAUUUGCCCUACUUGGAACAGUGUAUUAACGAAACUCUUCGUCUUCGAGGUCCGAUUCCAAGCAACACCAAGCUUUGUACGGAAAACUGUGAAAUCAGAACCAGCAAGGAUAAAGUGAUAAAGUUGGAAAAGGAUACGGUGGUCUUAUUGCCAUUUUAUUGUUUUCAUCAUGAUUCUGAGUAUUAUCCCGACCCAGAAAAGUUCGAUCCGGAACGAUUUAGUCUUCAAAACGGAGGAGCGAAGAAGUAUAAAGAUAUGGGUGUUUUCCUGCCAUUUGGAGAUGGACCGCGAAUUUGUUUAGGUAUGAAAUUUGCUCAGUGUCAAUCAAAGACUGCUAUUGCUGAAAUUAUCCGUAAUUGGGAGGUAGCAGUCGAUCCUCAAACAAAACCUGAAUUUGUCAUUGACCCGAAACAAUUUUUCUGCCUUCCCGAAGGAGGCGCUUGGUUAAACUUCCGUCGCAUUGCCAAUUGAAAAAAAAAUUCACUAGAAACACCAGUUCUAGUAUAUGUAGGGUAGGUCUAACAAAGGAACAUGUUCAAUGUCUUGCAAAUUUGUUGUUUCGUUAAAUAUUUAAUAAAUGGAACUAUCAUUUUAUAUUA
Hermetia illucens (black soldier fly) is the source of this 1720-nucleotide messenger RNA. RefSeq names its product probable cytochrome P450 28d1. Gene Ontology annotation, molecular function: monooxygenase activity; oxidoreductase activity, acting on paired donors, with incorporation or reduction of molecular oxygen; iron ion binding. The transcript is spliced from 8 exons. Lineage: Eukaryota; Metazoa; Arthropoda; Insecta; Diptera; Stratiomyidae. The coding region runs from base 72 to 1592 and encodes 506 amino acids. The record is from RefSeq and is a predicted model, not a curated record.